This is a messenger RNA of Sphenostylis stenocarpa, 600 nucleotides long. The record is from the annotation of a GenBank genome assembly. Lineage: Eukaryota; Viridiplantae; Streptophyta; Magnoliopsida; Fabales; Fabaceae.
AUGGCCACUGUUGAGGUUGUAUCAGCAAAGGUUGCCCUCCCAGAGGACACAAUUGAGUCAUCAUUGAAGGGCGAUGAGGGAAAGAAAGAAGAGAUAGUUGAGACUCCAACACCAACGCCAGCACCAGAGUCUGUCACUGAGCAAACCAAGGAGGAAACUACUGAGGCCCCACAAGCUGCAGCAUCAGAAGGCAAGUCCUCCGUUGAAGUUGAGACUAAAGAAGUGGCAGAAGAGGUUGUGUCUGAGACUGUCGCAGAAGAGUCAACAGUUGAGAAGACCGAAGAGGAAACUUCAAAGGAAGAAGGUGAGACAGAAGCUGCUGAGGAAGCAAAAGAGAAUGUUGAUCCUGUUGAGAUGAAGACACCAGAAGCUACAGAACCAGUGACGGAGACCGAGAAAGAAGAUGGUGUUAAAGAAGAGAGAGAAGCUGAUGCUGUAGCUAAGGAAGAGGUAAACACAGAAGCCCCAGAAGAGAAAAGUGAGGAGGAGAAGGUUGAGACAGAAGGGCCAGAUGAAAAGAAAGAGGAGGAAGUGAUCGCAAAGGGUGAGAAGAGCGAGGAGGUGGCAGUGACAGAGGCUCCAACUGAGAAGGCUGAGUAA